Molecule: messenger RNA, 1573 nt
Organism: Trichosurus vulpecula (common brushtail)
Lineage: Eukaryota; Metazoa; Chordata; Mammalia; Diprotodontia; Phalangeridae
Gene: AQP7
Product: aquaporin 7
Exons: 8
Coding region: 435-1538 (367 amino acids)
Biological process (GO): glycerol transmembrane transport; water transport
Cellular component (GO): plasma membrane; basolateral plasma membrane
Molecular function (GO): water channel activity; glycerol channel activity; urea transmembrane transporter activity
Source: RefSeq, a predicted model, not a curated record
ACAGUACCUGGACCCCCUCUUCGGGGAGAAAGUGGAACAGCUAGUGCUGGGUCAAAGUCAUGUUAUUUUGGCUGCCUGGUUUUUUAAUGUGUCUCAUGAGUAGCUAAUAAUACCUCUGUCCCGCUGACCUCUCCCCCAGAGAGGCAGCUAGGACAGAGCCUCCCUCUUCUUUGUGUGUCUAAGAGGCACUGGACCUUGGGCAAGUGUAGAAAGGGGACAGGAGACAGGAAGGACCAAUCCUGCUCUGGCUUCCUAAGCCUAAGCGCCAUAGGCCAAGGCAUACCAGGGAGAGUCCUCUCUAUGGAAGACCCAGUUCUGAGGGUACCAGCCAUAACCCCAGAGUUCCUCUCUAUGAGAACUGAGAACACAGAAGUGGGAGAUUGGAACUGAGCUGGCAGUGGGCCCAGGCAUCCCGGGGUGGAAGCAGUUAAACCAUGGCGACCAGCUCACAACAAAGAUAUGUUCAACCCAGACACCAAUCCUUAAGGAGACUGCAGACUUCUAGUGAUGUGAUGCAGCGCAUGCAAGAAGUUUUGCGGGGAGAUCUGAUGAAAGAAUUCUUGGCUGAAUUCAUGAGUACAUAUGUUAUGAUGGUGUUUGGUUUGGGUUCUGUGGCCCAGAAGGUUCUGGGGGGUAGUGAUUAUGGGACAUUCCUCAGCAUCAACUUGGGAUUUGGCUUUGGUGUUGCCAUGGGAGUCCAUGUGGCUGGGGGAAUCUCUGGUGCCCACAUGAACAGCGCUAUUACCUUUACAAGCUGUGUCCUGGGUCAGAUGCCCUGGAAGAAAUUUCCUGUCUACACGGUGGGACAGUGCUUUGGAUCCUUCUUAGCAUCAGUUACUAUAUAUGGCCUCUACUACGAGGCACUCAUACGAUACACAAAUGGGAAUCUGACAGUAACCGGACCCCGAGCAACUGCAGGCAUCUUUGCUACUUACCCUGCCGACCACAUGACUUUGUGGAGGGGAUUCAUAGAUGAGCUAUACUUAACUGGAAUACUCCAGGUGUGCAUACUGGCCAUCACUGACAAAAAGAACAGCCCGGCUCUGCAAGGGACCCAAGCUUUGGUCAUAGGUGUCCUCGUGCUCACAAUAGGAUUGUCACUGGGCAUGAACACAGGUUACGCCAUCAACCCAUCCCGGGACCUGCCCCCAAGGAUCUUCACGAGCAUAGCCGGCUGGGGCAAUGAAGUCUUCACAGCGGCAGACAGCUGGUGGUGGGUCCCUGUGGUUGCCCCGCCACUAGGCUCUCUCACAGGAGCCGUUAUCUACCUAAUCUUUAUCGGAUCCAGCAACCGUCCUCCGAACCGCAAUGUAGAGGUUACCCCGCCUAAGCCUCGAGUCCUGCCGCCCCUGAAGCAGAAGGUGUUUAUACCCGCGCCUUAUCAUCCACCUUUGUCGGUCCUGUCUUCUCACUCAAGUGUGGAUUCUCCCCAGGCACCUCCUUCUGUUCCUCUUCCCGUCCCACCCCCUUCCCCUUUACCCCUUUCAUUUAAAUCUGUUUCUCCUAGAAUCAAAGAGGAAGAGGACACGUUUAUGUGACAAACAGACAAAUAAAGUCAUCCCAGAGAAGAUUC